ACACUGACUUAUAUUAAAGUUGCCAUGGCUGGGAAAAAUCUUUUAGCCUGUCUCCAUAGAGUAAAUACAUUACAGAGAUUAUCGCAUUCAACUUCUACAUAUGUUGACAAAAUUGGAAAUCGUGAUGUUGUUGGAUUCGGGAUAAAUGGAACAGAAUGUUACAUUGAUCGAUUUGAGCGACCAAUGCCCGCCAUAAGAUUCAAAGAAAAUACUCCUGACGUAAUGGCUCUGAGGGAGAAAGAGAAAGGAGAUUGGAAAAAACUUUCGAUUCAUGAAAAAAAAGAACUUUACAGAGCUAGCUUUUGUCAAACUUUGGCGGAAAUGGAUGCACCAACAGGAGAAUGGAAGUCCGUUAUUGGACUAUCAGCCAUUGGAGUCGCUAUUGGACUUUGGUUGUUUAUUUACUUUAGAUUGUUUGUUUACCCACCAUUGCCUGAAUCUUUCAAUGAAGAAAACCGAGUGGCGCAAAUGAAGCGUAUGUUGGCAUUGGAAAUGAAUCCUGUUGAAGGAAUUAGUUCUAAGAAAAAUAGAGUAAAAUUAGGGUUAGACCCAUACCCAAAAUAAUUUUUCACUUCACUUAAAUUCAGUUCAUCCUGGUAGAAAUCACAAGUUGUAAUAAAAAUAUGUAAAAAUAAAGUAAUAAAAAUUGAAAUAAUAAUAAUAAUAAAUAAA
Leptopilina boulardi is the source of this 672-nucleotide messenger RNA. RefSeq names its product cytochrome c oxidase subunit 4 isoform 1, mitochondrial-like. Gene Ontology annotation, biological process: mitochondrial electron transport, cytochrome c to oxygen. The transcript has 4 exons. The record is from RefSeq and is a predicted model, not a curated record. Lineage: Eukaryota; Metazoa; Arthropoda; Insecta; Hymenoptera; Figitidae. The coding region runs from base 25 to 564 and encodes 179 amino acids.